This is a messenger RNA of Penicillium cataractarum, 1659 nucleotides long. RefSeq lists its product as uncharacterized. The record is from RefSeq and is a predicted model, not a curated record. Gene Ontology annotation, biological process: carbohydrate metabolic process. Lineage: Eukaryota; Fungi; Ascomycota; Eurotiomycetes; Eurotiales; Aspergillaceae. The transcript has a single exon. Bases 1 to 1659 code for a protein of 552 amino acids.
AUGGCAGAACAGAAUUCCGACCAAAAGAAUCCAACGGCUUGGAAUCGGUCAUUCGAAAUUCUUGCGAACGAACUUCUUCCAGUGCUUCACCACUGGUCUCGGGUUCCUCAAAAGAUCAUCUCAUUCACACCUACUCAAAGCCCUUCAUUCUUCGGCCUUCGGCCCUCAUCAUCUAGCCAUGCUGUCUCCGACCUUCCGUCCCUCACCUGGGGUAAAGAUGCGGACUUUAUUCUUGAUUUCGGCAUCCAUAUGGUUGGAUAUCUGAAAUUCCGGCUCUCAUCAGUAGGCGCACACAUGGAUGCCCCGUGUCGACUGCGACUCACCUUCGGAGAAUCUCCUUUUGAUGUCACAAUGGGCAUGGAGGGGGUGAAAACGUGGAUUAGCACAUCCUGGCUUCCAGAUGAGAUAGUCAAUAUCGAUGAAUGUCCUCAGGUUGUAGCACUCCCACGACGCUACUCCUUCCGCUACCUUCGCGUACAAGUCAUCGAUACUUCUCCGAAAUACAAGGUCUCAUUCUCCGAAAUCAGUUGUGAAUGUGUCAGUGCCAUCGCCCAGGAUCAUGCCCUUGAGAUGGUCGAUUUUGGAAAUCAACUUCUCCAGGAUAUUGAUCAUGUCAGCAUCUCUACGCUCAGAGAUUGUAUGCAGACUGUCUUUGAAGAUGGGCCUCGUCGAGACCGAAGACUUUGGAUCGGUGAUCUUCGUCUCCAAGCUCUAGCCAACUACAGCACACUGCGGGAUUUCAAUCUUGUCAAGAGGUGCAUUUUCCAAUUUGCGGCAGUUGUCCGCGAAGAUGGCUCAUUGCCGGCUUGUAUAUUCGAGAAGCCCUCACUAUCCCCUUCGACUGAUUAUAUCGUGGACUAUGAUGCUCUUUUCAGCGCCAUUGUCUAUGACUAUGUGUCCGCGUCCGGCGACGUUGAAGCUGGGCACGCUCUUUGGCCAACCGUGUUGCAAUGCGUCAAGCGUUCACUGUCAAGUCUCAAUCCUAAAACACACGUCUUUGAAACAGAGCGAAGUCAGGGAUUCAAGUUUAUUGACUGGGCGUCGGAUCUAGACAAAAAUGCUGCACCGCAUGGCUUGUUGGUGUAUUGUCUCAAGAGAAUCAACAGUCUCGCCCAAAUACUAGGCAAAGAAGCACCCUACUUCGGUGUUGUGGAUAAAAUGACGGCUGCUGCAACAGUUUUCCUCAGGGAUGGCGUUUUCAUUUCUGGACCAGAGUCCCAGAUUAGCUACGGCUCUGCAGCCUGGCUUGUUCUCUCUGAGGUGUUUGCUCCCGCAAUUGCCCGUGGAGCGCUCAUCAAGACGCUCAACCAUCCCUUAGCUAUGAAGCCCUUGACACCAUACCUCUGGCACCACGUCUGCGACGCGCUUGUUCAAGUAGGCUGCUAUGAUGAGUGUCUCGAUAUCAUCAAGUCAUACUGGGGUGGCAUGGUCGAGGCAGGAGCAGAUACCUUCUGGGAGUGUUUUGACGCAGAGGAUGCAAAGGCGAGCCCCUAUGGUGAUGUGCGCAAUAACAGUUUCUGCCAUGCCUGGAGCUGUACGCCUACAUAUUUCCUCAGGGGAAAGUUAUUGCAAAGCGUGAACGGUAAAGUAACAGGCAAGGUCACAAUGGGGGAGCUUGAUAAUCGAUGGGUUGAACGGUCUCUAGCUCAACUAUCAUGA